CCGCUUCACUCCAACUCGCUUCAGUCCGUUGCAGCUUCCACUUCGGAGCGCAAGCACCUUCGUCCGCUUCUUCUUCUGCCUCCUCUCCUUUGAAAAAAGAAAUCCAAUAAAAUUCUUAAGAACCAUGGAGAGCGCAGAAGGCAACCUCUCGGACGCGGAAUACCGGAGCACGAUGGCCGCCUUUUACAACAACAGCGGCGGCGGCUUGUGCUCCAACGGCAGCGGGUGCGACGGCGAGCGCGCCCCGGGCGGCGAAGCAGACUACGGCGACGCCAACCCGGUCAUCAUCGCCAUCGUCAUCACGGCGGUCUACUCCAUCGUGUCCGUGGUGGGGCUGGUGGGCAACGUGCUCGUCAUGUACAUCAUCGUCAGGUACACCAAAAUGAAGACAGCCACCAACAUCUACAUCUUCAACCUCGCCUUGGCCGACGCGCUGGUCACCAGCACGCUGCCCUUCCAGAGUGUCAACUACCUGAUGGGCACGUGGCCCUUCGGCGACAUCCUGUGCAAGAUGGUCAUGUCCAUCGACUACUACAACAUGUUCACGUCCAUCUUUACGCUCACCACCAUGAGCAUCGACCGCUACGUGGCCGUGUGCCACCCGGUCAAGGCUCUGGACUUCCGAACGCCGCGCAACGCCAAGAUCGUCAACGUCUGCAACUGGAUCCUGUCGUCCGCCAUCGGCCUGCCGGUCAUGUUCAUGGCCUCCACCGUCGUCACUCCCUCGAGCAUCGUGGACUGCAAGCUGAUCUUCCCGCAGCCGUCGUGGUACUGGGACAUCUUGCUGAAGAUCUGCGUCUUCAUCUUCGCCUUCAUCAUGCCCGUGCUCAUCAUCACCGUCUGCUACGGCCUGAUGGUCCUGCGCCUCAAAAGCGUGCGCAUGCUGUCGGGCUCGCAGGAGAAGGACAGGAAUCUGCGUCGCAUCACGCGCAUGGUGCUGGUGGUGGUGUCCGUCUUCAUCGUGUGCUGGACACCCAUCCACAUCUUCGUCAUCAUCAUCGCCCUGAUCAACAUCUCCAGCUCCACCCUGCAGACCGUCACUUGGCAUUUCUGCAUCGCCCUGGGAUACACCAACAGCAGUCUGAACCCGGUGCUUUACGGCUACCUGGACGAGAACUUCAAGCGCUGUUUCCGCGAGUUCUGCUCAUCAGGCCCCUCGCUACUGGAGAUGCAGAACUCCACUCGGGUGGGCGCGGUCGGCCGCAGGGCGCCCCAGCGCGAGCCCAACAGUGCGCAGACGGGCGACAGGUCCAAUCAGCAGGUAUGACUAGCCGUGGAGGAGUCGUCCGUUGACUCUCGCUGUCGAGGUGGCGGCGCCAAUGACGACCUCAACUCGGAAGUCACACAAGUCACCACAGGGCUCUAAUAACUCACGCACGCUGACACUCACAUAUUAACGCACCUACACACGGAUUGAGAUUCAAAACGUUGCAAGUCGGCAAAUGGAGCAGGGAGACCAAUCGGAAACAGAAGGGGGUGUGCGGCACGGACAAAUAAGAAUUGUACAUACAAAGAUGCUGACCAUUGUUAUUAUUAUUAUUAUAAUAAGUAUUAUUUACGCCUGCUCUUCAUCGGAUUUGUAAUAGACUGCAGACCUCAGCCAAGGCCAGGUAAUCCCAAACGUGUACCAGGCAAUACUGUUUCCAAUCCAAUUCUCGAGAUAAUGUCGACAAAGAGAAAUGAUCGGUUGUCUCAAUAACUGUCCGAAAUAAGUGAAGAAAUACUGUAGCUGUUGACUUCUACCACUUUCACGCUGAACUGGUAGCACAUUUGGAGCCAGUGCAAGAACCACAUCACAAACCGUCAUGAAAGACCCAAAAUAAAAGACGGUGUCAAACGGUGAAAUACGGUGUCAAGAACCAUUUGAAAACCACUUGAUGAACCGGGCCAGGAACAUACCAAAAACCC
Molecule: messenger RNA, 1908 nt
Organism: Hippocampus comes (tiger tail seahorse)
Lineage: Eukaryota; Metazoa; Chordata; Actinopteri; Syngnathiformes; Syngnathidae
Gene: oprm1
Product: opioid receptor, mu 1
Exons: 6
Coding region: 125-1267 (380 amino acids)
Biological process (GO): G protein-coupled opioid receptor signaling pathway; sensory perception of pain; neuropeptide signaling pathway
Cellular component (GO): plasma membrane; neuron projection
Molecular function (GO): G-protein alpha-subunit binding; G-protein beta-subunit binding; morphine receptor activity
Source: RefSeq, a predicted model, not a curated record